AGGGAGCUGACUGUGCGCGUGAGCCGCGCUCGGGGAGCGUGCGCCUGCGCAGUGCGCCUCCACAGCAUCCCUCCCUCAGGCCAGCCAGCGGGCCGAGGCGGGGCGGAGCCAGCGAGGGAGCCCUUCAUUGUGCGUGCGGGGGCGCUGCUGCCGUCCGUGAGCCGAGCGAGGCCGCCGGAGCUGCCUCCCGCGCGUCGCCCCUGCUGGUCGGGCCGAGCGCCGCCGCCGCCGCCGCCCCUCGGGCUGCUCCUUCGCCCUCUUCUCCGCGCCAGCCGCCCGUCGCCGCCUCUUCCUCUUCCUCCUCCGCCGCCGCCCGCAGCCGCCGCCGCCGCUUCAGCAGCAUGUCGGGCCGGUCGGUGCGGGCCGAGACCCGCAGCCGCGCCAAGGAUGAUAUCAAGCGGGUGAUGGCGGCCAUCGAGAAAGUGCGCAAAUGGGAGAAGAAAUGGGUGACUGUUGGUGAUACGUCCCUCAGGAUUUACAAAUGGGUGCCAGUAACAGAGCCCAAAGUAGAUGAUAAAGCCAAGAAUAAGAAAAAGGGCAAAGAUGAAAAGUGUGGUUCUGAGGUCACUACUCCAGAAAACAGCUCCUCUCCUGGGAUGAUGGAUAUGCAUGAUGACAAUAGCAACCAGAGUUCGAUCGCUGAUGCCUCGCCAAUCAAGCAGGAGAACAGCAGCAACCCGAGUCCCACGCCAGAGCAGAACUCGACGGGGCCGGCAGAUGGCCCCGAAACCAAGUCGGAUGAUAACCAAACCGAUGCAAAAGAGGAACCUGGCUCAGAAGAUGCUUCUGAUGAACAGAAUUCACAAUCUUCAAUGGAAAAUUCCAUGAAUAGUUCAGAGAAAGUGGACACUCAACCUUUGGCAGAAAAUGACGUAACCACAGAGACAUCUAAAAACUCUCAGGACUCUGAAGGAGUGCCACCUUCUAAAAAGAUGAAAGUAGAAGCUCCCUCUCAACAAAACAUUGAUGAAAUAUAGACUCUAGAUUUUUUUUUCCCCUGGCCAGUUUUUAUGUAAGGUACAUCAGUGGGCUAAAUUAUAGAACAUCCAGUAAGUAUCUUCUCUUGGAUAAGGACAGAACUCCUAUAAACUUUACAAGUUACCAAGCAAAAAUCCAAGAAAACCAAGCAAAGGCUUAAUCUCUUCAGACACUGAAAACUUCUUUUCCUGUGAAAAUGGAAACGUUGAGAAUUUAAGUUACUGUCUCUGAAAUGGUUGGAGUAAACAACUCAGGAGGGGUCUACGCACUGUUUCUAAUGUCAAAAUUACAAUUAUGUUGCUGCUGUAUUUUUUUUUCCAUUCUCUAUUUAACAUUAUAAGAUAUUUAAGGAUGGUACAGGUCAGGUAUUAUCUUUUCACGUGAAGUUCAUUGUUCCGAUGUGAUGUCUGCUUUUUUUUUGUUUUUGUGCCUUGUGUUCCAAAAAAAAAAGCAAACAAAACCAGUGCUAAUUUUUUUAAAAGCCUGUUUUUGCAGCUGUCUCCUUUGCAAGGUGGCCUAUGUUUGUACAAUGCCAUAUAGGAAGCUUUUAGUUCUUGGUGUUUUUUUCUGUUUUAUACCCUGGUGCUUACUGUUCUAACAGAGAUACUGAGAGAAAUUAGGAAGCCAUUUUCACGGUUGGAAUUCAGAGAGGAACCAUACAUGAUAGUUCAUUUGACUGCAGCUACAGGGGAGGCUUAUUUUUUUAUUUUAUUUUAUUUUAAUUUUUUUGAACAUACAGCAUGUAAGGCACAGCGAACCUAUCCUGGGCAGUCCCAGCAGAAAUUUGUGUGGUGGGCUACACAGAAAUGCAGCUUGUGGAGAAGAAUUUCCCAGUGGUGUGCAUCCUUCUGCUUUUGAUUUCCCAUUGGGUGUGCAUCCUUCCGCUGUAUAAUCUCAUCUUUUUUACAACCUAAUUUAUCCAAAUCGAGUGCAUUUUGCCAUUGAUGUAAAUUAGUUCUGAUUCGAAAAAGUAUUGAAGCAAAUUAUGAAUUUUAAGUACUAGAUCUAUAUAUCCAUAUCGGAGCCUUUUAAACAAAAGAGGAUAAAUUAUAAAUGCAGACUUAAAUUGAUAUAUGCAUGACAGCAGACGUAGUUUUACAUUGAUAUAUUCUGAAAUCAUUUUUAAACUAAACUGGAUUUCCUUGUAUUAUUUAACAAGAAGUUGACAAAAUACAUAUUCCAGGCUGUGCUGUACCUAAAGUUUAUUUUUGUUUCAGGAAGGAUUUUUGAAUAUAGUCGUUACUUCCAUAGCUCUUCCUUCAGAUCUCUCUUGUUUUUCUGGAAUGCUCCGUUGUAAUUCCUGAAUGCAAUGGAGACUGCAUGCAAAUUUCAUCUGUUUGAAUAGCUGUUGAAAGUAGAGAGCAGCUCCAAAUAAUUGGGUGUUUUGAUGCCGAUAUACUAGUAAGCUCGAUUAGUUUGCAACUUGAACUAAGUGUGAAAUCAAUGCAACUUUAGCGCCUUCCGUUUGUUUGUUGUGACUGGUGCCUAAUGUGUAUUUCACAACUAGGAAGGUCCUGAGCAUUUGCAGUUCUUUCGGAUAGGUGGGUGAGUGAAAAUACUGGCGUCAAUGAGAGAUGCUCAUAAGAGUUGAGGCUGGCAGACGGAAGGGGUCUGGUAACUAUAACCUGCAGCUAUAAAAGCAGUUACAUCUAGUUCGUGAUGCAAGUCCUAUGACUUUGUCUAUGACUGUGUAGCAUCUAGUCCAGACACUCUGCUAAUUUCCAUUGGCUAAGCUUAUUUCUGAUUUCUCCAAAGGUGAAAAUGGCUUGAGCUUGGACUACUAUAUUGCAUUUGCAAUUAAUUAUGGAGAACAAAGUUGGAAGUGUGGGGGGUGCCAGUUCCCACCUUCCAUCAAAUGUUUGUGGCAGUGUUAAACUGCAAAGAAACUGGCCGUAGACGUGAGUUUGGGAAUAUCUUUUUUACAUUGAAAUAAACAUUUUGCAUCUCAUCAAAA
Messenger RNA from Hemicordylus capensis (graceful crag lizard), 2932 nucleotides. RefSeq names its product BAF chromatin remodeling complex subunit BCL7A (gene BCL7A). NCBI's taxonomy places the organism in Eukaryota, Metazoa, Chordata, Lepidosauria, Squamata, Cordylidae. The record is from RefSeq and is a predicted model, not a curated record. The transcript has 6 exons. The coding region runs from base 342 to 977 and encodes 211 amino acids.